AUGGACUUCACUCGUCUCGCAUAUCGCGAACGCGAAUACAUCGUUCGUCGCCUUCUCGACUUCCUGGCAGCACCACCCCACGGCUCCGAGCGCGAUGCGUUCUUCACUAUCGCCUACGUAUGUCGGGAAUGGCAAGGCAUCGCACGCCGCGCGCUGUAUCCAAGCCCCCAUUUCCUUCGCCCACUGCUCGACGCCCCGUUGCCCGUCACGCACGUCAGCUACAACAUCGACGACUACCUGAAGGACCAUGACGGCGUCUGGUACGACUUCACGAUGGAGCAGCACAUCAUCUACACGAGUUGGUUCGAGCUGCGCAAGUACGACUCGUGGCUCGAGUGGAAGCACGAGUUCAUCGUGACCGGGUUCAGAUGGGAGGGCUGCGACUUUGCGGUCCAGGUGGACCGCGCGUGGGACGCGCCCGUCGGAUGGCGACAGUACGUGCCUCUGGGAGGUCUGAGAGGAGGGAAGACGGCGGGGAAUGAGCUGACGCUGAUGCGUGGCCUGGCCGCGUUGCCGACGGCCUCUGGGCACUCGGUCGACGGCGUGCGCACCGUGUGCCAUGUCCGACCCGAGUUUUUCGCGCGGGGGACGCUGCUGGAGCUCCUCGACGAGGCGGCGUACUUGAGCCACAACACGCCGCGCUACAGCCUGAGCGGGAUCAACUGCUGGGCGUGGUCGCGGUACCUGCUGUUUUUCUUCGUGUACGAGCACAGCCAUCUGGAGGCGCUCGUGCUCGAUGGGGUGGAGAUCUCGCGGGAGGCGUUCUUGCUGGACCAUCUCAGCCCCGCCUGGCUCGAUCGCGUGCGCUACGGCCAGCCGAUCCCGACGUUCUUGAUGCUCGUCUAUCAGACUCUCGUUGUCCUUCUCGUGGCUAUCCUGCCGCAUCGGCUGGCGCUCCACGUCUCAGAUUGGUUCAGAAACUACUGCGUCCAGCAAGUCAUAUCCAAUCUCAGGCGCACGUGUCCCCGCCGAGGGCGCGCAGACCUUCAAGGCCUGCAAGUCUCAUCGACAGCUGUGUCCAUCGCGUCUGACGAAAAAGGGCGCGUGGAGGUCUCUGGUUACCCGUGGCGACUGGCUUCGGUGGACGAGCCAUCACGGGAGGCGGCGAAGCACAUGCUCGACGAGCGCUUCGUCGAGGACUGGGGCUCCCAGAUGCCGCUGCCGCUGCACGUCCCGCAGUGCGAUCCUGCGCGCGCCCGAUUGCCGUCCACCGACCAGUACGCGACGCUGUCGCGUCCCGGCUUGCUCUGCUACCUCCUCUGCCCUGUGGAAGUGCGCGUGUCUGCGGUUGAGAUCGAGCUCUGCAGCGGAUUCGAAGCCGGUGGCGGCUCAGACUCGUGGACGAGCGAGUCUAGAAUAUUCGCACGUUUCGCUGUCGUGCGGGGCUCUGAAGUAUUGUUCCCUUUCACCCUAUUCUGUGCACGCGCCGGCGGGAGGGAUGUCAGUACCGGGGACAAAAAAGAGGGCAAGAUGCAGACGCGAUACUUCCGGGUGCUCGCGGACCACCCGGCCGUGGCGAAUGCGCGGCGCGGAGAUCAGUUCUGUGUGUGGGUUGGGGCAGAGGGCGAUGCCGUCCACGGCGUGUACGGGUCGGUGGUGGGACUAAAUUCUUCUACGCUGGUUGACAAUCCCCGGGUGGUCAAGUUUUCUGCCGCCCAUCUGGAAGCAAGCUCGUCUCGUGACUAUCUGGACGCGAAGAACGUGCCCUAG
Molecule: messenger RNA, 1710 nt
Organism: Heterobasidion irregulare TC 32-1
Lineage: Eukaryota; Fungi; Basidiomycota; Agaricomycetes; Russulales; Bondarzewiaceae
Exons: 1
Coding region: 1-1710 (569 amino acids)
Source: RefSeq, a predicted model, not a curated record